GAGUGUGCAAGGCCGCGGUGGCCGCGUGACAAGCCUGCGCUACCAGUGCGCCCGCCGGCCAGGAGAACGGAGCUUGUGAUAGAUCCUUUCGUAACACUAAGUAUUGUACCAGGACCUGCGGCUCCGCCCCAGAGGCCGCCAUCUUCCUCACCACCCGAAAGGCCGGACCUACUCCCCGGUGCAUCUUGGGAUCAGGGCGGGGCCCUGAGCGCCGCCAUGCUUUUGUACGGCAGGAUCGCAAAGCACGCCGGGACCGGUUGGUUUGGUUUUGAAGGCGUGGAUGGCGGGAAUUCUCGCUUCUGGCCUGGGUGAGCUAGAAGGGAGAAGCAAGGACAUUGGAGUCCCUAUCACCGGUUGCCUAGACAACUUCAUAGGAAGGCCCUUGGGAAUCUGAGAUGGAGCAGGCGAACCCUUUACGUCCAGAUGGCGAGUCCAAAGGAGGUGUUUUAGCUCACUUGGAAAGGCUAGAGACCCAAGUGAGCAGAUCCCGUAAACAGUCUGAAGAGCUGCAGAGCAUGCAGGCCCAGGAAGGUGCUCUUGGAACCAAGAUUCAUAAACUAAGGCGUCUGCGAGAUGAGCUGAGGGCUGCGGUGUGGCACCGGCGAGCCAGCGUGAAAGCAUGUAUUGCCAAUGUAGAACCCAACCAAACAGUGGAGAUCAAUGAGCAAGAAGCAUUGGAAGAGAAAUUGGAAAAUGUGAAAGCCAUUCUGCAGGCGUAUCAUUUUACAGGCCUCAGUGGUAAACUGACCAGCCAAGGAGUUUGUGUCUGCAUCAGUACUGCUUUUGAGGGGAACCUAUUGGAUUCCUAUUUUGUGGACCUUGUCAUACAGAAACCACUCCGGAUACAUCACCAUUCAGUCCCAGUCUUCAUUCCUCUGGAAGAGAUAGCUGCAAAAUAUUUACAGACCAACAUCCAGCACUUCCUGUUCAGUCUCUGCGAGUACCUGAAUGCUUACUCUGGGAGGAAGUACCAGGCAGACCGGCUUCAGAGUGACUUUGCAGCCCUCCUGACUGGGCCCUUGCAGAGAAACCCACUGUGUAACUUGCUGUCAUUUACUUACAAACUGGAUCCAGGGGGUCAGUCCUUCCCGUUCUGUGCUAGAUUGCUGUAUAAGGACCUCACAGCAACUCUUCCCACUGAUGUCACCGUGACAUGUCAAGGAGUGGAAGCAUCAUCCACUUCAUGGGAGGAGCAACGAGCAUCUCAUGAAACUCUGUUCUGUACGAAGCCCUUGCAUCAAGUGUUUGCCUCAUUUGCAAGAAAAGGAGAAAAGUUGGAUAUGAGUCUGGUCUCCUAGUAGAUUAUUUUCACUGCACUAGGAGCACAUCAGAGAAAUAAAUCCCCCCUCCCCUGCCAGGUGAAAGGAAAUAUUGCACUUUCUGUUCUCAUGACUAAGGGGACAGGAGUUCCAGAAGAACCUUUCAAGAUGAUCAGGAACACCAGGACGAGGGCCGUCUCACCUCACUCGGACCACAUGGAGACCUCCCUUCAAAAUGGGAGCCAUGUCCUGCCCCACCAAGCCCUGUCUGAAGCGGAGCUUCCCCGCCCGUGCUCCCUCCACAGUCCCGGAAAGCCCAGCGGCAAAGGCAGCUUUGUCCCAGCUCUGCCACCCUCCUGCUCACAGUGGUCAGGGCCCCUCGGGCAAGGACAGCAGGGAUUGGAACGAGGGCUCUGGAAGGACUGUUCAGCCCUAGCCUAAGACCCCUAUGCUGGGGACACUACAGGCACACAGAGGAAUAGCAGGGCCACCCUCAGAGCUCACACAUCCACGAACAAAUGAAGGCUGAGGAGAUUUCUAAACCUAAAGUCCAUGAGUGUGCACUUCAAUCCAGGAAGGUCGGGACUUCCUUCAGUUUCAAAAAAUAAAUUCUCCCUUCCGGUUUGGACUGUUGCAGGCUCGAGGCCAUUCAGGAGUUGUCCACCACCUGGUGGGGCAGUGUGACAGAGGGGCCAUUGGGGAAGGUGGCUAGCUUAUCCCGCCCCUUCAAGAAGAAGGUCAGCAGCUCCCCCUUCCCCUUCACAAAGAUGGGGCCUCGCCUCACAAAGCGGAAGCCGUACUCUCGGAGGAUGACUUGGGUUUCUUCUACCACCUGUAGAGGGAGGGGGAGCAAGAACGUGGCGUUACAGGGGGAGCCUAGACUGAGGGCGGGUGGGGGCUUUGGGUGGUUGGAGCCGAGCACUGAUCCACGGGUCCCAAGCACUACAGGACACUCCCCAAACCUCCCAGGGCCAAGCCCUUCCACCUGUGGUGAGCAGCGGGUGGGAAGGAGAACCCUGGAGUGACUGGCUGGGGGCCUCCUCUCAUCCAGAGACUUCUCUCCUAGGAUGGCCAUGGUCACCUGGGUGGCAGCACUAUUACCUGGAAACUGCCACUGCCUGCUCUUCUGUCCCUUUGCCCCUUUCGUGGAGCUUUUCUGCCAGACCCCACUGAGACAGAUCACAAGGUAUCAGAAGGUUUGUACCCAGAGGCAGGCCAUAUGCAUCCAGAACUUCAGCCCAGAUUUUGUGGAUGGGUGGAAGUGUUUCUUCCUGUGCUGAGGCUAGCUAUUGCAGAGAUUCCUUUCCACUCGCCCCACAUCUCUGCCUGUGGACUUACUGUUCUGGGCCAGGGUGGGAGGCAGGGGCACGUGGGAAAGCACUGUUCUGGUUUUGUUCCCAUGCCCUGAGUCUGAGCACGUGCCAGCUCUGCCACUGGACAUACCUGAAUGUUGCCCAUGACCCCCGUGGACUCCAUCCUGCUGGCUACAUUGACUGUAUUGCCCCAGAUGUCGUAGUGUGGUUUCCGGGCUCCGAUGACCCCAGCCAGAACCCCGCCUUUGUUCAUGCCUAGGGUAGAGGCAUAAAGUUCAGCACAGCCACAGGCCACACCUUGUUAUGGGCCUCAGAAGCCAUCUCCUCUCCAGACCUGUACCACAAAGCUCCUAAUGUAACACAUCAUUGUCCUCAUUCAGCUUGGCUGUAUGCUAUUGGAGGGUGGAAAUCACGUUUCCUGUUUAUCCGUGUGCUCGUCAGGUGUCAGCCGCCACCCCCCCAUAUACAGAUUUACUCGGCAUGGUAGUGGCCAGCUUCUAACACAGCUGGUAUUUCAAGUCUCCUGGGACCUCACUCAGGAACGGUACCCCCUCAGUAGAAGCAGCAGGUGAUCUUAACUGCUUUCAAAGAGCAGGCCUGUCUGGGAAGCCAUGCCCUCAGCAGGCACAGCAACCCCUCUGGAAAUGGAUCACAAACUCACUUCUCAGCCAGGCAGGCCAGGCUUCUAUUGUAACAGUAGGCACAGUACAGUCUGAUCAUCACAUCAGCUGGGUUCAGCUGGGUUUUUGGUUUAGUCAUCUAGAGUCAUCUGGACUAAAGGUCUUUCAGGUCCCCUUGCCCUGUGAGUGCGUGAACCUCCCCACCCAAAUUGCCUCAGUUGUCCUGAGCCUCAUGUCUCUCCUGCUGGUGGGCCAGGCCCCUGCAUGGGAAGGGAGCCUGCUGUGGGGCAGGCCAGCUGGGGGCGCUCACCUAUGCGCAGCAUGAAGUUAUUGAAGGACUGGUUGUUGAUGUUGGUGAGCGUAUCCUUCAUGGCCAGCGCGAAGUCGGCCAGGUCAGCCAGGUGCUGCCAGCGCUCUCUCUCGGACUUGUCUUCCUGUGCCAGGGGACCGUGGAGAAAGUGUCAGGGGCUGCUCACCGCAGCAGCCUGCUCUGCUGCCUUCCCUGGCAGUGUUCUGGGGGUGGAUUCCCUACACCUAGAUGUUCAAGGCCUUACUCUUCCUCCCACAAAGGAGUCGCAGCCACGCUAGCUCUGACUUGCCACUGGACCAAGUUCACGUAGCAGGUCUAGGCAAAGACUGGGCAAUGGAGUAGAGGAGAUGGACCUGUGAGUCUGACCGCGAGGCGGGCCCCUUCACCUUGGCUGGGCCUGGGCCUGGUCCUGGUCCUUAGGUUUUGUCAGGUUGUCCUUGUUUGGAUCCCUCAACUAGGUGAUAAGCACUGGAGGGGGAUGACCCGCCUUGGACGUGUUUCUUUAACCUCAUCCAUAUAAUAGGGCUGUGGGACGGUUGUAGAGGUAAAGCAGGAUGAUGGUGUUUUAAGACCAGAGCUUGGGACCAGGGCUCCUACACCUCAUUUUCUCUCCUGGUAGCUGAACAAAGGUCUAAAUUAGCUUAACAAAAGAACAGGCUGCCGUCAGCCAGAGUUCUGAAGGCCACGCUUUAAGUUUCCCUUGUUAACAAUUGCUCUCCAGUUCCUAUGAGAGCACAGAGCCUUAGGGGGCCUGGCCACAGAACACAACCAUCUUAGGCCUGAGCUGUGAACAGCAGGGGGUUGUGUGUCGGUUCUAUUUCUCUGCUUGCCGAACUUUCUCAAUAAACCCUAUUUCUUAUUUAUA
Molecule: messenger RNA, 4367 nt
Organism: Gorilla gorilla gorilla (western lowland gorilla)
Lineage: Eukaryota; Metazoa; Chordata; Mammalia; Primates; Hominidae
Gene: CENPO
Product: centromere protein O
Exons: 8
Coding region: 396-1298 (300 amino acids)
Cellular component (GO): kinetochore; Mis6-Sim4 complex
Source: RefSeq, a predicted model, not a curated record